AUGCCAACAACUUCUCAUGCAGAUAUGAUUCAUACCUUAGGAACGCCCAGGCUCAGUGGACAAGCGAUUACACCGAAGACAUAUAGAGCAUCGAAGUCUUCUAGGUAUGUUAAUCAUCUGAGCCAAUCAAUAAGGAUAGCACAUCAAAGGGUUAAUAUUGAUGUGGACUUAACGCAGAAUAAAUUGGAAGGGUUUACUGAGCUUACGGUAGUUCCUACGAUGGGAAGUUUAAAAUCUAUUAAAUUAGAUUGCAGAGAAAUGAAGAUUAAAGAUGUUUACAUUAAUAAUACUAGAAACACCAAUUAUAUAUACAGGGAUGUUCUUUACAUUAAUGAUGAUAAAUAUUUUGAGGAAUCGCUCAGUAAUAAAUCAGUGAAUCUAUUUGAUAUGUACUCUGAUAAUUUAACUAUACACCAACAUCAUUUGAUAAGACAGAAGCUUAAUUACGUAUUUGGAGAGAUUAAUAAUGAUCCUAGAGAACUUCCUAAAGAAUUACAUAAUGGCAAUACAGAAGAAUUGUUAAUCUUUCUUCCGGAUAAUUUGAAAUUGGAAUUGGCGGAUGCUAAUGCAUUCACUACGCCAGAGAGUCAAGCAGUGACUCCUCGUUAUCUCAAGUCCAAGAAUACCAUGGGUGAAUCGCAACAUUCAUUUACUGUAAAAAUUGAGUUUGAAUGUAUUAACCCAAAGAACGGUUUGAACUUCAUAACUGACAAAAAGUCAGAUAAGAAAUAUUGGCAUGCAUAUACUGUAAACUCAGACUAUAAUAUUUCUACUUCUUCUUGGGUUCCAUGCAUUGAUAACCUAUGGGAUAGGUGUACUUGGUCUCUUGAGAUCAAUAUUCCAAGGACGAUCAAAGAUAUAGGAAAUCCCAGAAUAAUAGGUUCAGAAAAUAAUAAAUCACUGACUAAGGAAAAUGGGACAUCUCAACGUAUAAAUAAGGAUGUACGUAAUGGGGGUAGUGAUGAUGCUGAAGAUAAUACUGGUGAUAUAGAGCAUGAUGAAGACAACGUGGAAGACGACGAAGACGAUAAUGAGAAUUACGAUUUAGUCAUUUGUACUGGUGAUUUUAAUAAUGUCAAAGAAACUCCGCAUCCAAUAGAUAGUUCAAAGAAAGUAGUAUCUUGGUCAAUUUUCAAUCCAGUAUGUGCACAUCAUGUCGGUUGGGCUUUGGGGUCAUUUCAAAGCAUUGUUUUAUCUACUCCCACGCAAGAUGGAGAUGAAGAGAUAAAAGACGAGGUUGAAUUCGAAGAUAUUGAAAAGGUUACUGAUAACUCACCUGUUACUAUAUAUUUCUUGGUGGGUCAGGCGGAUAUGGCAAGAAAUACGUGCAUUCUAGCUAACAAAGCUAUAGAUUUUUUUCUGAAAGAAUUUGGUUCAUUUCCAUUUAGUUCUUACGCAAUGGUUUUUGUUCAAAAUAAUGCUUCAGAAUCAAACAAUUUUGCAGGCCUUUCUCUUAUAAGUGAUUCACUUUUGUACCCAUCUGAUUUAAUUGAACCGAUGAUCUCUACCACGGAUACUAUACUAGAAGGUAUGGCAAGUCAAUGGUCAGGUAUUAAUAUUGUUCCAUUAUCCUUCAAUGAUUAUUGGUGUACUAUUGGUAUUGCAAGGUAUAUGGCCCUCCAAUUUAUCAGGGUUUUGAUGGGUAAAAACGAAUACAGAUUUAAAAUUAAGAAGAAGAUGAAUGAAAUUGUCGAGAAAGAUAUAGGCAAAAAGCCUUUAGCUUUACAGUUUUUCAGAUUUCCUAUUUCUGACCUCGACCUAGAUUUUCUAAGGUUAAAAGCACCUAUAGUUUUAUACAUUCUUGAUAAGAGGAUGACUAAAACAGACAAAUCUUUUGGACUUUCUAGAGUACUUCCAAAGCUUUUCUUGCAAGCCAUGUCGGGGGAUUUACAAAAUGGUGCAUUAUCAACUCAACAUUUUCAAUAUGUUUGUGAAAAAGUGAACCGGAACAAGCUAGAUACUUUCUUCAAACAGUGGGUUUUCGGAUCUGGAGUACCGAUAUUUAAUAUAUCUCAAAAAUUCAAUAAAAAACGCUCCAUGAUAGAAAUGAGUAUAAGGCAAGUGCAACAACUGGAUACAAAAAAAUUACAUCCAAACCCUGAAUCGUUUAUAAAUGACUCAAUAGCACAUUUAGAUGAUGAGCCAUCGUUCCUGAUUCAACCAGUAUUUACUGGUCCAAUGACCAUUAGAAUCCAUGAAGCUGACGGUACUCCUUAUGAACAUAUUGUUGAUUUGAAAGAUGGACACGUUAAACUUGACAUUCAAUAUAACACAAAGUUUAAACGAUUAAAGAAGAAUAGAGAAGAUCUUAACGAGCCCAAUACAACAUUUAGUAAGUUAGGUGAUGUAUUAACAACUCCAGAAGAAAUGGAUGAAUGGGGAUUGAAUGAAUGGGUAAAACGAGACGAAGACAUGCUCUAUAAUGAUGCAUUUGAGUGGAUUAGAGUUGAUGCAGAUUAUGAAUGGAUAGCUCAAAUCAACGUUAAACAACCUGAUUAUAUGUUUGGCUCCCAAUUACAAUAUGAUAGGGAUGUUGAAGCUCAAUAUGAAGCUGUAAGGUAUUUUGGUGAUAGAGAGAAGCCGAAUACUUUAUAUUGCACAGCAUUAACGCGUACUGUAAUGGAUGAUAGGUAUUAUUAUGGACUCAGAAUAGCAGCUGCCCAGGCUUUGGCAGAUAUAUCGAAACCUGAUAAUAAUUUUAUUGGAAUUGGUUAUCUCAUAAAGAUUUUCAAGGAGCUCUUCUGCUUUCCUGGAAGUUCAAUUCCACUAAGCAAUGAUUUUAAUAAUUUCAACCGUUUCUUCUUACAAAAGCAAAUUCCCCAAAUUCUAAGUAAUGUUAGAGAUGAAAAUGGGGAAGUACCAUUUGUAAUUAGAAACCUUUUAUUAAACCUUGUUAAAUUCAAUGAAAACUCUAAUAACACUUUUCAAGACUGUUUCUACAUGUCAGAUUUAAUAACUUCUUUGACUACGAGUGCUCUAAAUGCAAAUAGUGCUCUUACAUCCCAGGAUCCAUUAAAUUUGUUAGACAAGAGUGACUCAAUAAAUUCUGAAAAGCAAAAGUUCUUGCAGGAUGUUAUAACAGAAAUAAACAGGCUUCAAAAAUUAGAUGAAUGGGUACCUUCUUACCAAUCUAUUAUUGCAAUCACAUGUAUAAAACAAAAAGUCAGACUUGCUACACAUGGUCUUCUACAAUUAACAUUUGAAGAUUUGUUAUAUUAUACUUUGGAUAAGUAUCCAUUUGAAGUACGAAUUGAAGCAUUUCGUGGAUUGCUUAUUUUGGGGGGGUUGAAAAAUGCAAGUAUCUUACAAUACUACUUGAAAGUUUGUUUGCUUGAUGCAAUCACACCAUACUUCCGAGGAAAGUUAAUUGACACAUUGAUUAAUGCUAUAUGUAUUGCUGCUAUUGAUGGUACCCCUUCAACGUUAGAUGAUCCAGAAUUCAAAACUCUUGAAAAGUUAUUUGAUGAAAAUUCUAAAAUGGCCAACAACCAGACAAAUAUGGUUAUUAUUGAAGACGGUUCAAAUAAUGAGUUAAACUCGAGAAGAGAUACGUUUGCACGAGCCACCUUAAAUGGUGCUAUAGAAUUACUUAGACGUGAUUAUUCAAUAGGUAAGGGGUUAAAGAAUCUAUUCUGGGAAUUAUUACACACUUCAUUAUUAAGUAUUUAUGAGAGAAGAAACAUAUUUAACGUUUGUCAGGUUCUAUACAAAGAAAUUGAUUCGUUUAUUGCUAGAGUACCUGUUCCUAGUGUUCCGUUGAGUGAAUUAAAGAAGAAAAUUGUGCUUAGGAAUAUGGGUGAUGGUAAGGUAGUUAUAAAAAGAGAAGGAAGAUUUAAAAUACAAUUGGCAUCGCGAAGAUUAACUAUUCAAGAGCCAGCUAAAUCAAAAGUGGCACAAGAAAAAGCUAAAUCUAAACCUCUGGAGCCACCUGUGGUUGUGGACAAUGCCCAAGAGCCAAAAUUGAAAUUAAAACUAGGCAAUGCUUCCACGACCGUGGAACCGAAGAAAGAGGCUCCUCGAACCAAUAAGAGAGGGUCCCUCGAUACUAAACAUGUUAUCGUCGAUCCUAAACUUGUUACCAUCGAUCCUCAUAACAAAUCAAAGGUCACAAUCAAAUUUAAGAAACACACUUUGCCUAACUCUUCAGUGUUUGAUUUUCCUACUCAAGCUCCUAAUCCUCCUCCCAGCUUGGUCAAAAUCCAGGGAUCUACCGUUAAAUUAAAAUUUUCAAAGGAUAAGAGCUCUAAAAUAAGAGAUAUUUUGAAUAAUACAUCUUCGAAACCCAGAUAUGUUAAGAUUUUGACUAAGGAAAAGAGAAUUUUUGUAUCACCUGUACCAUUCUCCUCAACAAAUCCAAGUAUAGCUACUAAGGGCGACCUGAACGGUAAACUUAAAGAUGGUAACGGAAGUCCAUCUAAAAGUAAGAAAUCAGUAUCUCCAGUCCUGAGAAAUAGCAAAUCUAAUGAUGAAUCCAUGAAAAAUACAUUGAAAAAUGAUAAAUCAAAAGAGCAUUCUGCUGAAAACUCAUCUGAACCAGAUGAAAAGAAACAAAAAUUGAAAAUCCCUUUAAAACGAGAGUUUAAGGAACUGUCUGAACCUAUGUCUAAGCCAGUAGAACGUUCGGUUUCUCCAUUUUCAAGAUCAGCAAGUCCGUUCAGUCCUGCCCCACCGCUGCAUAGACCAAAUAAGAAAACUAAGAUUUACAUUCAUCCUAGCGAUGAAAAGAGUGCAUCUAGUUCUAUGCAAAACGAGCCACAGGUUGCUAAUAUGGAUGUCCUGGAUUCAACUGAACAUAAAGCUCCUGAUGAUUCCUCAGAUGUUAAGUCUAAGAAAUCAACUUCCAAACCUGGUAUCAAACUCAAGUUAAGUUUGAAACGUUAA
Molecule: messenger RNA, 4881 nt
Organism: Debaryomyces fabryi
Lineage: Eukaryota; Fungi; Ascomycota; Pichiomycetes; Serinales; Debaryomycetaceae
Gene: TSM1
Product: Tsm1p
Exons: 1
Coding region: 1-4881 (1626 amino acids)
Biological process (GO): transcription initiation at RNA polymerase II promoter
Cellular component (GO): transcription factor TFIID complex
Molecular function (GO): RNA polymerase II general transcription initiation factor activity; transcription cis-regulatory region binding; chromatin binding
Source: RefSeq, a predicted model, not a curated record